This is a messenger RNA of Salvia hispanica, 2930 nucleotides long. Its product is annotated as dentin sialophosphoprotein, putative (DUF1296). The record is from RefSeq and is a predicted model, not a curated record. Gene Ontology annotation, molecular function: protein binding. NCBI's taxonomy places the organism in Eukaryota, Viridiplantae, Streptophyta, Magnoliopsida, Lamiales, Lamiaceae.
UUACCCCCAAAUUUUCGCCAUCAUUGAAAACCUAAUUUCCUCAAAACCCUCGCUCCCAAACCCCUCUCUCACAGUCGUUCUUCUUCUUCCUCCUCCAAUCCAAAGCCCCAUUCAAUCCAAAACCACAGUAUCAUCAAAUUAGGUUCGUCAUCGGAUUCAUUUUUUCCGAUUUUAUCCUCGACGAAGUGGCUCUCGCGUUCUGACAGCUGAUCCUCUCUCGAUUGGAGAUGGUAUCCGGUGCAAGAAUCGACGGCGGGGCGCAGGUCUUAUCGGCGGGGGUGCGGAGAACUAUUCAAUCGAUUAAAGAAAUUGUGGGGAACCACUCUGAUGCUGAUAUUUACGUGGCGCUUAAAGAGGCCAACAUGGAUCCUAACGAAACCACCCAGAAACUGCUCAAUCAAGAUCCAUUCCACGAGGUGAAGAGAAGAAGAGAUAGGAAGAAAGAGAAUCCAGUGCAAAAUAGUUUCAUUCCUGUGGAGCCCAAGAAAAACAAUGAUGUCGAACGUAUGCCCGUCAAGUAUAAUACAUAUUCUGACCGUAGUUCUCGAAGAGGCGGAACCACUCGAAAUGCUGCAUCUGAUGCAAGGGGAAGUCGAGAGUUCCGUGUUGUUCGUGACAAUAGAGUAAAUCAUAACAGCAUCACAGAUUCAAAGCCUGGACUUAAUUCAAUUUCAACAAGUCCAGGGGUGAUCUCUAGUGGGCCAAUGAAGAGUGGUCCUCCUAGUGGUUCUGGACCUCAAGCACCUGCUGUAGGUCAGCAUUCUUCUCAGCCUGCUAAGAGUGCUGCUGAUUCACAAACCAGGCAAACUAAGAAUGCUGCUUCAGUUGGUAAUGGCAGGAAAGAAAUGGUUGGGGAGAAGCGCCUUCCUGUUCCAAGUGCUAUUUCACGUGUGCAAACAAAGGCAAAUGCUCCCCAGCUGCAAUCUACAAAUUCAUCUAGUAGUACUGUCGUGGGUGUUUAUUCAUCCUCAUCUGAUCCUGUUCACGUACCAUCCCUACAUUCUAGACCUGCUGCCAAUGUCGGGGCCAUCAGACGGGAGGUCGGGGUUGUGGGAUCACGGCACCAAUCAUCUGAAAAUUCUCCAAAACCAUCUUCAUCUCAAGUCACUUCUCUGUCAAAUACGCAUUCCGCACGAGAUGGUCAAUCACGAGAGUCUGCGAGAUCAUUCAAUGCUACAUCAAAGAAUGACCACUCAAACCAAAAUGUGGCACCUGACUCUGCUAUAGCUGGUCCACCUGCUGGCAGAUCAUUUUCCAGUAAUUCGUAUGGUAGCCGUCCUCAUCAACUCAUGGGUCACCAAAAAGCUCCUCAGCCCAAUAAGGAAUGGAAGCCAAAAGCAAGUGUAAAACCAAAUGCCAAUGGCCCUGGAGUUAUUGGUAGUCCUGCAAAAACAGUCUCUCCUCCUGCUAAUAAUCCAGAAGACACAAUAAAGGAAGCAGCGGAUAUACAAGAUAACAUGUCACCAUUGAAUCUUUCUAAAAGUGAGAAUGUGAUUAUAGCUGCACAUAUCCGUGUUUCCGAGGCUGACAGACGCCGGCUGACCUUUGGCAGCCUGGGCAACGAGUUUGACACUUCUUCAAAUUUAGUUGGCGUAGCUGCAAAUGACAUAGAAGAAUUAUCCUCCGAUCCAUCUGGAAGUGUUCCAGUUUCUUCCGCUGAAGCUUCAGGAGAUGAACCUGUUACUACCAAACAAUCAGAGGUGGCAGAUGACUCUGGCCGAAGUUCAGAAUCUAACUCUCCUGUUUCAGGUGAUCUGUCAAAUCUGACUGUAAAGAACAACUCUUCAAGUCCACAGAACCUGAAUGACUAUGCUGAUGUUGGCUUGAUGCCAGGCAACAGCCCAUCAUAUACUCCUGAAUCACUACAGCAGCAGGAUACGUCUGAAUUGCCAAGCUUCGCGGGUUAUGAUCCCCAAAUGGCUUAUGAUAUGUCAUACUUCCACCCGGUUGUUGAUGAAACUGUUAACGGGCAAGGUCUUCCGUCAUCCCAAGAGGUCCGUGGUGCACAUGCAGCAAAUGCUGUUCCAGCGUCGACAAUUAAAAUGGUACAACAGCAGCAACAACAGCAGCAGCAACAGCAGCAGCAACAGCAGCAGCAGCAGCAACAGCAGCUUGCCCAGAUGUAUUCCCAUCUUCAUGUCUCCCAUUUUGCUAACCUCAUGCCGUAUCGACAAUUCAUGCCUCCUGUCUAUGUUCCGCCAAUGCAUGUCCCUGGUUACUCUAAUAGUCCCGCCUAUCCUCAUCCCUCAAAUGGCAGCAGCUACUUGCUGAUGCCUGGGAAUAGCUCCCAUCUAACUCCAAGUGGCGUCAAGUAUGGUAUCCAACAGUUCAAGCCUGUCCCUACUGGUAGUCCUACUGGGUUUGGAAAUUUCACCAGUCCUGCUGGUUAUGCCAUCAAUGCUCCUGGGGUUGUUGCAAGCACUGCAGGCCAUGAUGAUUUGUCUCGUAUCAAGUAUAAAGAUAGUCUAUACAUUCCAAACCCUCAGGCUGAGACCUCUGAAAUAUGGAUGAACCCAAGGGAUGUUUCUGGUAUGCAGUCCUCAUAUUACAACGUGCCUGUUCAGUCUCCUCAUCCAACUGCCUAUUUGACAUCGCACAGCGGACAUGCUUCUUUCAAUGCAGCCGCGGCUGCUGCCCAAUCCUCCCAUAUGCAGUUCCCAGGCAUGUACCAUCCUUCCCCACAGCCCCCUACCAUGGCAAGUCCUCAUCACAUGAGCCCUGCCAUUGGCGGUAAUGUGGGAGUUGGUGUGGCAGCUCCGGCUCCCGGAGCACAAGUGGGUGCGUACCAGCAACCUCAGUUGGGCCACUUGAAUUGGACUGGUAAUUUCUGAAUAGAGUUCAUUAGAGCCUCUGGCUUCCAAGGAUUGACAUUAGCUAUUAAAUGUGAAGAAUGCUAGCGUUCCAAAUCAAUGCAUUAAGUUGUGUUGCCA